GCGGGAGCGAAAGGAGGGGAAGUUAUAGUUAAGCAACUAUGGACCGUGACCCAGAAGGUCAGCAUGUGAUGUCCCUGAAACUUUCCAGAGUUCUGAGGGAUAUCGGCGUCACCAGACAAAUGGUGGAUCGGAAGCGGGGAACAUUCCUGUUUAUUGAGAAGUUUACAACUGUAAAGGAAUCAAUAACAGAUAAUACAGAGGUUAACGCGUUUGUCUUCGGUAGUCAAUCGGAAGGAACAACGACUAUAGACAUGAAAUCAGACACAGAUAUGCUACGAUGUUUUAACAGUUUCAGUGUUAUAAAAGAUUGGUCAGAAUGGGAGCCAGGACAGUUCUGUCUUCUGGUGAUAAAACACGAUUAUUCUCCGCCCCAGCACUGCUGUCUGCAGAUGGUGGAUUCUUACCGUCCUUUGCCCCUCACACAGGACAGUGUGCCAGAAGAAUUGGAUAUAGAGGAGACAAUGGACGGCAUGGUGCUACUGAAAAACACUUGGGUGGAUAAUAUUUUAAAGAAAAAUUAUGGCUCUUUUUUUAGGAAACAAGGGCCAUCAAGAAGUUAUAAAAAAGAUUUAGACUUGAUAGACGCGUUUAGAUACAGUGGACUGUUGUUCGAAUGCAAUUUCCUAUUCACAAGACCCAAGCCUGGUCAUUGGCCGAGACCUGAAAUACUCGCAAAGGCACAUGAGUGUGACACAUUCCUCGUCCCACAAGGACACGCCGAGAGUGAUCAGUCACAACUGGAAUGGAGGUUCUCUACGUCACUUAUUGAAAGAUUACUCAUGUUUGAUCUCAACAUUUUGAAAAUACAGGUUUAUACAUUUCUAAAGAUAUUACGAAAGUCUUUUUUCAAACCGUUAGUAGGUGAUAGACUGAGCACGUUUCAUUUCAAAACCGCUCUUUUGUUCACCCUUGAGACAUAUCCUCCAGAGAUCUGGCAGAAACGUAACCUGUUGCAGUGUGUUAUAUACUGCCUGAAAACUCUUCAACGAUGGUUCAACCGUCGGCACUGUCCACAUUACACGAUCUCGGGAGUGGACUUGUUUGUAGGAAAACUGCGAACAUGGGAUUUUCCUAAACUGUCAGCGGUUCUGUCUGACAUGAUAGACAACAUCAUGGACUACGUCCUCCAGAUAGAAAUGGACCAGAUAGGGGACAGGAUGGGUGACAGAUGCAGAGUAUUCAGUACAAGAUAUGAAAACACAUUAGCUACAGUGAGGUACUACUUUGGUACGACUUUAAACAAUAUAUUCAAUUUUUAUUGGAUAUCCACGUAUAAAAGGAAUGAUAUUUAUGAAACAAAUGGAAUUAUCAUAAAAGUUCAGGAGACUAUUUUUGAAUCCGAUUUAUGGGCAGAAUUACAGCAUGCACAGAAGUUUCUAUACCAAGAUCUUGCCUCCGUGACAGCAUCAACGUGUCUUCGCCUGAACAAUCCAAUACCACCAGACGUUUACCGCCUGUAUGAGGCCUCCUUGGACUCAGAUCUCACCUCCAGUAGAUUGAAGUUGGCAUCUACGAUGUACUGCAGUGGUCAGUAUGAGAGGGCGGCAUUAAUUUUGACCUACACCGAGGUUCUGCUGCAUGCCGAUGUGUCUCAGUGGAGUCCGUGUUAUCGGUCGGAUCAUGUUGAAACUGAGAGGUUUCUACAAACAGUGUAUGCAUUACCUUUUUUGGAAGUGAUAAAACGGCAUGUUGCAUGCAGCGUUGUUUUUACUUCUUUAGAAAUAUGUUGUAUACCUGGGCUCCUAGUAUACGAGAUGCAUAGAACGAUCAGUCCUGAAGAUUUCCACCACAGACAUCCAGGAUCAGAUAGAUGGAUGGACCUUGUUGUCAUUGACUCUAAACCAUUCAUGUUCUACCUGCAGUACCUCACAUUCAGACAACUGGGAGAAGAAGAAAGAAGACUGGAAGCUCUAAGCAAAUUAUAUUCUUAUGUUUUUGUAGAGAGUAGAUGGCGUGGUCAUAUAGAGACAGCCCUUCAUGUACUCGGCAAUUGCUUUGAACUAGAGAACCUGUAUAAUUUGGCAUGGGCAUGCUACAGAAAAUCCAUCAAGCUCUUUCCUUACAACAACGCAUCAAGCUGGCACAUAGCCUUGGCAUGUUUCAGAGAAUAUUUGAAACAAUUCCCGACAACAACGCAUCAAGCUGGCACAUAGCCUUGGCAUGUUACAGAGAAUAUUUGAAACAAUUUCCCGACAACAACGCAGCAAGCUGGCACAUAGCCUUGGCAUGUUACAGAGAAUAUUUGAAACAAUUU
Molecule: messenger RNA, 2254 nt
Organism: Mya arenaria
Lineage: Eukaryota; Metazoa; Mollusca; Bivalvia; Myida; Myidae
Exons: 2
Coding region: 39-2153 (704 amino acids)
Source: RefSeq, a predicted model, not a curated record